CAUCUAUCAUCUAAUAUGGUAGCUUUGCUGUGUUGUGGGUUCCUGCUGCUCCUUCUGUGUAACAUCGUAAGGAAAUGGGCUUGUCUCAGAUCCUUCAAACAUAGUUUUGGAAGAGCACAUAACCGUAGAAUGAUCUCUCUACGACUUAAAAAUAACUUUACUCAGGUAGGAAACCCCACAUUUACGCUAAAACUGAUUUUUGUGUUCGUUGUAUUUUUGAGCAAUACAAAACCUUCGUUCAAAAGUAGCUCACCCAACAACAACGAAAUGAGUCGACUUGAUAGGAGUUUCUUUUCUAUCUCUUCACUUGAUGCCUGCAAUAGAGUUUCUGAAAGCCAGCUCACUCUCCAAUUAAAAUUAAUGGCUUUAUCAAAACUUAAGCCAAGCAGGCACAAGUAUUUCUAUUUUUUAAUCCUCUUGUCAGGGGACAUCUGCCUCAACCCAGGUCCUGUUAAGUAUCCCUGUUCUUCAUGCUUAAAACCUGUGGCAAAAACACACAAAGCACUUUCUUGUGACAAGUGUGGAUUAUGGGCUCAUAAAAAAUGUGAGCGUAUUUCUGAUAAAAAAUAUCAACAAUUUAUGAAGACUCCUGAAGAUAAACUGUUUUUCGUUUGCAGUCCCUGUCUUUCUCGUAAUUUGCCCUUUGCUAAUGAGGAGUCAUUUGGUGACGAAAUUCCGGACAACAUCAAUAUUACUAUUGAUGAAAACUUUGAUUUUGAGGCAAUCAGAAAUGGGAAGGGCUUAAAAAUGGCCCAUCUCAACAUUAAUGGUCUGUCAUCCAAACUAGACUAUGUUAAACUUCUGCUACAUCAAACAAAACUUGAUGUAUUCUCCAUCUGUGAAACCAAAAUUGAUGACACCAUCACUGACAAUGACGUUAAAAUUGAUGGCUAUGUUUGUUAUAGGAAUGAUCGGAAUAGACGAGGUGGGGGUGUUCUAAUUUUUGUUAAUGAAAACUUGGAUAGCCACCUUUUGAAACACCUUUACUUCGAAAAUGUUGAAUCACUAUGGGUGAAAGUGUGCCUGAAAAAAACUAAACCUAUUUACGUGUGUGGGGUUUACAGGCCACCUGGAGGUAGUGAUUUGCAGAGUACCGAAAACCUGUGUACUCAUUUUAAACAGUGUUUUAACAAGUUCCCAAAAGAAAAAGAAGUUUUUAUCUUGGGAGAUUUUAACUGUAACAUGCUUUCAAAAUAUGCUCUUUCCUCCAAAAUAAAGGAAUUAUGCUCCACUCUUUUCCUAAAACAACAUAUUACGGAGCCAACUCGUGUUACUGAAAAUAGUAGCACUCUUAUAGACUUGAUACUUUCUAACAGUUCUUGUAUUUCUAAAACUGGUGUCAUGGAUUUAGGCAUCAGUGAUCACAAUUUAGUUUAUGUGAUCAGAAAAUUCAAAAGGCCAAAAUUUGAACCUAAAACAUGCAAGGUUCGUAGCUACAAGAACUUCAGUGAAGAGGCUUUUCUGAAGGACCUCAGGAAUUUAGACUGGUCAUAUUUUAAUAAUUAUGAUGACCUUGAUAAAGCAUGUGAGAAACUGAAUAAAAAUGUUAAAACAGUGGCUGACAAACAUGCCCCUUUCAAAACACAUAGAUUUUCUGGCCGUGUUGAGGCAUGGGUCACUGAUGAAUUAAUAAUAGCCAUCAAAGAAAGAGACUUCUUGAAACGGAAAGCAUCAAAAACAAAAUCCAUCAUAGACUGGGAAGCUUUCAAACAAAAAAGGAACCAGGUAAUAGGUCUCAAAAAUCGACUCAAAAACGAGUACUAUAAUGACGUUUUGCAGGACUUUCAAAAACGGCCAAAACAACUUUGGAAAACCAUAAAAAAACUGGUUCCUGAUAAGUCAGGCAAUACUACCUCGAUAAAACGAGUAGUCCAAAACGAUGGUACAGAAACUUCUCACCCAAAAGAAAUUUCCAACACAUUCAAUUCAUUUUUUGUCAGUGUUGGUGCCAAACUAGCCUCUAAAUUUUCUUCUGACACUACUAAUGUUAAUCCACCUGUUAGCGGACACGAUUUUCGGUGGGCUCGUAUUGAGACCAAAAGUGUCGAAAAAAUAAUUAGAUCACUAAAACUUAAAGGGACUGUCCGGUAAAAAAAUAAGUUUUAUUAUAUCAACUAAUAUGUACUUGUUACUAAAGAAUAUCUGCAUCUUUUAAAACAUAAUAUAUUAAUACGCUUAUGUAAGUUGUUUUCUUUUUUUCAAUUCCCUCGUGAAGCAUCACCUUUGGAUCGCCAUUUUGUUUGAAUAAUUCAGCAUGAAUGAGAGGCUAAACACACAUGUUUCCCCUGACGUAGCACAAUGGUGAGAAAAUCAAAACAAAACGCGCUAGCCCGUUAAAGGAUAGACCGGAACAAAAAAUCUUAUUGACUUAUUUUAUUUUCGUUUAUUAUUUUUUAAGUCAGUUAAUACCCCCGUGUAGCAUAUAUUCGGAAAUGUGUUAUAAAUAAUUUAUCAGAUUUCACAGGUUCUGUUAUUAUUCGCUAAAGGCGCUUCGCUGAAGAUAAAAUUUAAAGAUCAAAAUGUAAAAGAGGCCGCUUCAUUACGCAAUUUCCCCUAGAAAGUAAACUAAAUAACAUUUUUGUUUCUUUUUGUGAAACAACUCUGAACGGAGAAAGGUCGAAAAACUUGCUGUUAGUAUGGCCUACUGUUCGGCGUACGGUUGUAAAAACAACAUUAAGUCAAACAAAGAUAAAAGCUUCUUUCUAAUGCCUAAGAAUCCUGAAGUUAGCAAAGCCUGGAUUGCCGCAAUUAACAGAACAAAGCUGCCAGCUAAAGUAUUUCUAUGCUCUGACCAUUUUGAAGAAACCUGCUUUGACCCAAGCUGGAAACUUCAGAAUGAAUUAUUUUAUAAAGAUCGUCCUUGCAAACGCCGGUUGAUUCAAAAUUCUGUGCCGACAAUUUUUUGUCAUAAGACUGCCCCUAAGGAACGUACAUCCUCCACAUCGCGAGCCAAACGAAGUCAAUCUAAAGACGUAAGCAAAUCCGUUUUUUUUAUCAGAAUGUUAAUCUUGAAAAUUAAUUUCCUCGUAUUUUGCUAUUGGUAUUGACAAAGCCUUGAAUGUUCUUAACAUUUCUCGAGUAUAUCAUCUUCGUUCCCAUUCCUUUUUAUUACUUCGUUCGAUCGUUAUUAGUUGGUGAAGUCAGCCUUGGUUGAAGAUUCUGAGCAAUUAUGUUUAAUCGAUAAUGAAGUUGAAUUUGAAGUUGAAUCCAAAUUAUCAAUUGGAAUACAGGCCAUACCAAAAACACAAACGAGUGCAACCCAAUAUAAAGAUACGUCAGUACGAAGUACAUGUACACAAACGUUGUGUUCUGUAGCAGAUGCGCAAACGCAAAAACCCAAGUAGCUGUUGUACAUGCUUCUUGUCAAACUGAAAAUGAAACGGACACAGAUAACGAUUCAAAUUGUACUGAUUCCUCAUUUAAUUAAAGCUACAGGCUUGGACGGAAUUGGUUCACGACUGUUAAAAGCAGGCGGCGAUAGCGGAAAAAGAAAAAGCGUUAUACUAUUUGACAGCCUGAGCGCUAAUGAGAGGGUGGAAGGGAAGCGGAAAAGAAAAUGAGAUAAAUGACGUGCUGAAUUACCUCCUUUUUUUUACUGCGUAAUAUUAAAAUAGCAAGUGGUAACAAACUAUGAAAUGUCGUGCAUCUUUGUUCUGUUUAAUAACUUUUUGUGUCUAGUAGCAUGAUUCGGAAAAAUACGUUUUUAAACGUUUUAAUAAAUGUAGUUUACAUCUUAUGUAAUUUUGGAGAUAUCGUAGAUAUAUAUUACAUUAUGCUGAACUUUAUUAAGUGCACAAUUUGUCAAGGCUGUUAUUGGUCGAAAAGUAAAAAGGACAUAUAUAAAAUCACUACUUUGUCCAGAAAGUGUUUAAAAUUUAGAACGAUAUCUUUUUUAUUUGUACUUACUUUUGUUUUGGUAGUGUUGAAGUGUUUUGUUUUCUUUCUAUUUUGCUUAUUUACAUAGCUUUAUUAUUUUUUUUAUUUUACUUAACAUUUUUUACAAUUACUUGGCAGAAAUAUUUCACAGUCCUAAAGGUUCUGGACUGAUGUGUAGCUCUGCUAAAAUUGUUUAAAAGCACAAUGUAUAUAUGUUAGAAAUCAGAUUAUAUUUGUAUCAGUUA
Molecule: messenger RNA, 4121 nt
Organism: Hydractinia symbiolongicarpus
Lineage: Eukaryota; Metazoa; Cnidaria; Hydrozoa; Anthoathecata; Hydractiniidae
Exons: 4
Coding region: 16-2091 (691 amino acids)
Molecular function (GO): catalytic activity
Source: RefSeq, a predicted model, not a curated record